Molecule: messenger RNA, 848 nt
Organism: Colletotrichum fioriniae
Lineage: Eukaryota; Fungi; Ascomycota; Sordariomycetes; Glomerellales; Glomerellaceae
Source: RefSeq, a predicted model, not a curated record
AAAGAAAGACGGUUAAUAUAUUCGAUGACUUCGUCCUCUCCCUGUGCCCCUGGGCAGACGGCAAGCCGACAGAGGCCGAUGUGUUGGCUAGCUAUGUCACCUGGACCUCUAUGGUCCGCGCUGAGCACAAGUUCACAAAAGAAGCAAUCUUGAUGUCCAAGCUCUGGAUGAACAAGGUGUGGAGCUGGGAUCACUGCUUCAAUGCUCUGGCCAUAGCUGCCCUCGAUCAGCAGCUUGGCCUCGACCAGCUCACCGUCGUCUUCGACCACCAAGCGCCAGACGGCCGUCUCCCCGAUUCAGUCGACUGGCAGAACAUUGAGUGGGGAUUUACAAAGCCUCCCAUCCAGGGCUGGGCUCUUUCCAGCCUCCUUACCCAAUUCCCGGACAUGAGCGAUACCUCGCGUCUUCCGUUCUGGCCGCACGGUAACGAUUCUGGUUGGGACAACUCCACCGCGGUCGACAGCACGCCCAUGGUCGUCGGGCCUGACCUGACGGCUUACCUUCUUCUUCAGGCCAGCUGCCUAGAACAGGUCGCCAAACGCCUACGACGCGAUAGCGAAUCCGAAAGAUGGACAAAUAUGAGAGAUUUGCUGACCAAUGCUCUCAUUGAAGAAUUAUGGGAUGGCGAGUCUUUCCUCCUGAAGAAUGCUAUUACAGGCGAGACCCUCAAAACCACAGCCCUUCUACAAUUCAUGCCUCUCGCUGCCGCGCGAUAUCUGCCGGAUGAAGUCGUUGACAAGAUGGUCGCAAGUAUUAUGUCCAAGCACCUAAGCGAGUGUGGUCUCGCCACCGAGGAGCUAUCCUCGCCUCACUACGAGAGCGACGGUUACUGGCGCGGCCCCAUCUGA